Molecule: messenger RNA, 362 nt
Organism: Hyphopichia burtonii NRRL Y-1933
Lineage: Eukaryota; Fungi; Ascomycota; Pichiomycetes; Serinales; Debaryomycetaceae
Exons: 1
Coding region: 32-214 (60 amino acids)
Source: RefSeq, a predicted model, not a curated record
ACCAAAAAAAAAAAAAAAUCUUAAGAAAAGUAUGAGUAACUGCGCAUUAUACGACAAUGCCCAACAAAUGAAUAGCUUUAGAGUUGUUUGUAUGAAGACCUCGCAUUGCGGUACACCUCAAUCCCACUUUGUCUUAACCAUUAUACUCCUAGUUCAAACCCAUCUCCGGGGAAUAGGAAGUCCUGGCUCUGGUGGUACUUACCUUAUUCGGUAAUAAUUCAAAAUCCUGUGGUGUACGGGUGCGGCAGGAUGAAAGGAGCAUUUUUCGGCGGCACGGAUGUAAAGAAAAAAAAACAUAAAUGUACGGGUGUUACGAACGCGUCUUCUUUGUAGCCAAUUUGUUUUCAUUUGUGAUAGAAGAU